This is a messenger RNA of Merops nubicus (carmine bee-eater), 1221 nucleotides long. RefSeq names its product arylacetamide deacetylase-like 4. NCBI's taxonomy places the organism in Eukaryota, Metazoa, Chordata, Aves, Coraciiformes, Meropidae. The record is from RefSeq and is a predicted model, not a curated record. Gene Ontology annotation, cellular component: membrane. The transcript is spliced from 5 exons. Gene Ontology annotation, molecular function: carboxylic ester hydrolase activity.
AUGGCAGUUCUCUACACACUGCUGGUGUUAUUCUUAGCAGUGUUUGUUGCUGGAUUUAUGUUGUUGGUCAUGGGAGCAAUCAAUUUUGAUUUAUCCAACUCAGAAAUUCCUCCUGGACUGAAUCAGCCUGUAAAGCUCCGAAUCACCCACAUCAUUUUAAAAAGCACUGCUGUGGUGGGAAAGAUUUUGGAAAACAUUGGUAUCUGCAGUCAGCUUGGCUUUGUCCGGUACAUGCAAGGCAGAAAGACUCCAGGAGCAGACCCAAAGCUCUCCAUCAAGGACCUGUGGUUUGAGAAAGUGCCUGUAAGGAUUUAUCAGCCCAAAGUUCCAUCUGCCAGCCAAAGGAGAGGAGUUAUGUUUUUCCAUGGAGGAGGAUGGGUAUUUGGAAGUUUUGAGACCCACGAAAAGCUGUGUCGCUCUAUUGCCAGUGAAAGUGAGUCAGUGGUUGUGUCUGUCGGGUACCGUUUAGCUCCUGAACACAAAUACCCUGCUGCAUAUGAAGACUGUCUGAGUGCCACCAUCCACUUCAUGAAGAAUUUGGAGCACUACGGCGUGGAUCCUGCCACUGUCGUUGUCUGUGGGGACAGUGCUGAGGGCCACCUGGCAGCUGCGGUAUAGGGCAGGUCAGACCUCCCCAAACUACGUGCUCAGGUCUUGAUCUACCCGGGCCUUCAGGCGCUGGACUUCAAUUUGCCAUCCUAUCAGCAGAACCAGAGAGUCCCUCUCCUGUUCCGAGAACAUGCUGCUUUCUACAUCUUACAGUACCUCAAUGGGAAUGCAUCAAAUCUGGAACAGGUCUUGGAGGGCUCCCACAUUCCUGUAGAUAUUAAAUUAAAUUAUAGGAAGUGGGUGAGUCCAGAUAACAUCCCCGACAAAUUUAAGGUCAGAGGCUAUAAACCACAUGUGCUACUUGACUGUACGACUGAAGUUUAUGAGACAGUGAAAAGAUUCUGCGAGCCCAACCUGUGCCCACUCUUAGCUGAAGAUGCCAUUGUCCAUCAGCUGCCCGAGUCGUUCAUCCUGACCUGUGAGUAUGACGUGCUGAGGGAUGAUGGCUUGCUCUACCAGAAGAGGCUGGAGGACAACGGAGUUCAAGUGACCUGGUGCCACCUCGAGGAUGGAUUCCAUGGGAUCAUAAAUUUAUCUGAUAGUGACUGGUUGUCGUUCUCCUCUGGAAAAAAGGGUCUCCACAAUAUUGUGAACUUCCUAAAAAGCUUAUAG